This is a messenger RNA of Electrophorus electricus (electric eel), 7654 nucleotides long. The record is from RefSeq and is a predicted model, not a curated record. NCBI's taxonomy places the organism in Eukaryota, Metazoa, Chordata, Actinopteri, Gymnotiformes, Gymnotidae.
UGAAGAGGAGCCUCUAACUACAUGCCGAUUAUGAAGCACUAGCACACCGCGAUGCAGACUGCGCAAGAAGAUGGUGGCCUCGAGCCCCUAGAUCCAAAAUCCAAACCAAUACAUUGCAAAACUCAGCUUCUCCUCUUUAGCAGUACGAUCAGCCAACUGAGCAUCCUGGAAGAACUGGAAGAUCUACCAGUACUACAAUAACAUACUCAGCAUGGAUAAACUCGAAGGAAAAAAUUAAGCUAAGAAAAAAGCCAACUCCCUUAUCGAAGAGACCACGGCCGGCAAGCUCAAUUGGUGUCUAAGAAGAUCAGCAGGAUGAGCAGCUCCACCGCUGAAGGAGGAAAAUCAACACUUCACUGAGGACGCUCCUUGGCAAGGCUGAGCUGGGAGGGAACACCCAUUCGGGGAAAAGUACCGCCAGAGUGAAGGUAUUUUCCCUUAUCUUGCGGUGCCUGCCUCAUCUUAAAAAAGAACCGUGAGUGGGAGAGAGCAGCUAAUUGUGUAAGUACACAGACGUUUAUUUCCCUCUGGGCGGCCGUUCGGGAGUUCUCCUCCAGCAUAAGAAAUAUUUCAGAUGUACUUGAAAUAGCUUUGUUACGAUGGUGCAAAGUAAAGUGAAAAAGUAGCCUGCUGAUAGUGAGGCACCUAUUACUCAGACAUGAGAUAGGGUACCCAAAUAGGUCCGGACCUGGGAGGAGAAUCAGUCCGAGAGCAAACAGAGCAUAAGAUACAUUAACGGGACUAAAUUACAGUAGCGCAUGCAUUGAGAGAGUAAUAAAAUGGGAUCCCAAAAUACUAAAUUAAUACAACAUGACCCAUUCGAGUGGAACCAGCCCUUACAUAAUGACAUGCGAAGGGACUAUAUGGAGAGUGCCCUAAAGUGGUUGCCCAUAUGGGUAGAUUAUUAUGGAUUCCCUCGGAAUGGGAGCUUGAGUGUGAAACUGCUUAAUAAUAUACUUAGACGUAUGGAAAACCGACCAGGGGAUUCUGGUCAGCAUAAGGUAUAGGAUAGACACCAUGGGAAUAUUAUAGCAAGUUUUAAAAUGUGGAUAACAGAAAAGAAAAAAACAAAACAAACAAACAAACUAAGCAGACUGGGAGGAGGGAUGAACCUAACUCCACUUCUCAGUGUGUGUCCUCCAGAGCCGAUCCCGAUCUCAACUCCGCUCCACCGCAACGGAAACCAGCAGCCGUGGUGCCUGAUCCAGUGGAAGCGGAACGUGCACCCGCCUAUGGACUACCUCAAGUAGGACCACACACUGGUCUCUUAGAUGAAGCCCACGCCAUAGAACGAAGGCAUCACCCUCAGAGCGGUUAACCAGGAAAUGGAUGCUGACACCUCAUUCUGACUCAGCAGACUGGCUAAAGACUAUGCCAGACAUCAUGAAGCUCAAAUUCAAAGAACAGAGCAGACAACAUUGAUCAAGCCAUGUUCACCAUGAUGCAACAAGUGGCUCCCAGGGGGAGAGGACAAGGAAGGGAGCAAGAUUCUCCAGGAGGGAGAGACAUGUCAUGGAGAAAUCUAUGUUAAAAUUGUGGAAAAGAAGGACAUUUUUUCAGAGACUGUCCAGACCCAGAUGGCCAAGCUGCGAGAAACAAUCUGGAAGAGGUGGACUGACAGGCGGAGGAGAGGCAGGACGGCUGUGAGGGACCACUAACCCCAUCAGAAAAGGGAAGUGCCAGAAUUUUAUUCUAUGUAUUCUCAGCAAUUAAGUAAGGGACCCCUAGCAUUACCCCAAGUAAUCUUAACUGUUAAUGUCAAACAAUUGAAGUUUUUAGUAGAUAGCGGUGCAACGCACUCAGUAAUUCAAGCCAAAGGGUUUAAUGUACCAAUUACUAAUAGGACGGUGUCCAUAAUGGGUGCAAGUGGAAAGGUGGUGCAUGAAAGAAUGUCUGCGCCUCUCCAAUGUCAGGUGGGGGAAUGAAAGUUUUGACAUGGGUUCCUUAUUUCCUCUGUGUGCCCGAUCAACCUGAUGGCUCGAGAUUUGAUGUGCAAAUUGAGUUGAACUUUAGUAAGCUCCCCAAAGGGACUCAGUGUUACCUUCGCGGAAGGCAAAGCCAGUGCACAGAUGGUGCAGCUGGGAGAGGGGGAGCCGGGAUAUAUCUACGAGUAGGCGUUGCAAGGUGGGGCAGGGAAAAUAACCGAACACAUGAUCGAAACUGCCAGAAGGGCAACUAAGGGAAGAAUUAACUAUAUGAAUGCUGAAUGUUUGUAUGUGACUGCAUAUAUUUCCGAUGGUCCAGACGAGCAGUACGUGGAAGCUUUUUUCCACCAUAAAAACCUAGAGACCAUUAGAACUAAAUAUUUGUAUUGGGAUGAUUAUUUUGUAGCUACGCAAGCUGAACUGUCCGAUGAACAGAAACGGUGAUAUGAUGUUGAGUACUCCAUCCCCCAUGUCUCACUAGGAAGAAGUAAUCCUUUUAGACAAUGGCGGGAGGUGGGACCGUGGAUAAAACAAAUGAGUCAUCUCCACAGAUGGGAACCCACUGAACAACCCACUAUUCACUAUAAUGCAGGAGUAUAUGCAUUCCGAAUGACUCUGCUGUAUGUAAUUACGGCUAACAGAGCUUACCUCACCUCAUCAGAGUGUACCCUUGACUAAGUUUGUAGCAUUAGAAUUCAAGCAUGAUAAUUACCUGAGUGAGGUACCAGAUAUCUUAUGGGCUUAAGGGAAAAACGAUGUGGGAUUAAUCAAAAAUUGUGAGCCAGUGCAGAUUACGCCAAAGGGCGCAUACAGACCGAAACAACCCCAAUACCCAUUGAAAAAGGAGGCUAUAGAAGGUAUUAGGCUAGUAUUCCAAUCCCUUCAAGACGCCGGUGUAAUAAUACCAUGCCCAUCCUCACCUGUCCGUACCCCCAUAUUUCCUGUGAGGAAACCAGGGCGUGAUGAGUGGAGAUUUACAAGCAGUAAAUGCAGGAGUACAAGCAAGGGCGCCUGAAUUGCCAAAUCUGCACACCGUAUAAUCACAAAUACCACAUGACAGUCGAUGGUUCACCGUCGUGGAUCUUGCGAAUGCUUUCUUUAGUGUACCGGUACAUCCAGAUAGCCAGUUUUGGUUUGCUUUUUCCUUUGAAGGAAAACCCUACACGUUUACGCACCUCUGUCAGGGCUAUUGUGAAUUGCCAACCAUUUAUAAUGCAGCAUUAAGACAAAACUUAGAAGGUCUUACUCUUCCUGCAGGCACAACUCUGCUGCAAUAAGUGGAUGAUUUAUUAUUAGCAGCACCAACAGAGGAGUUGUGCAAGCAAGCCACUUUAUGCCUGUUGUAACGUUUAGCUGCAGAAGGGCAUAAAGCUAGUAGAGCAAAAUUACAGAACUGUAAAGAGGAAGUAACUUUCUUGGGGCAUAUUAUUAAAGGAAAUACACACAGGCUGUCUCACAACAGAGCACAAGCUAUAAUUUCGCUACCUAAACUGACCACAAAGAAACAGGUAUUGUCUUUCCUGGGCAUGUGUUCCUACUGUCGCAUGUUUAUUCCAUCCUAUGCAGAAUUGGAGGGACCGUUACAAGCCAUCAUUCCCACUAAAACCGGGAAUGUGAUGCAGCUGGCCUGGACCCCAGAGGUGGAAAAGGCAUUUGUAGAAUUGAAACAAGCACUACAACGCCUGCCUGCCCUAGGUUUACCAGAUCCCAACAAACCUUUCACUCAGAUGGUAGAUGGGAAAGGUGGUUAUAUGACUUCGGUUCUAUGCCAGAAACAUGGCACACAUCAAAGACUAGUAGCUUACUUCUCAGCAAAAUUAGACAUGGUAGCACGAGGGCUACCAGCCUGCCUCAGAGCAAUAGCAUCUGCCAAGAAGGCUAUACUAGCCUCAAGAGAUAUAGUGGCAUACUUCCCUCUUACUGUUUUAGUCCCACACGCAGUACACCGAAUACUGCAGGACCAAAGAGUGUCACACUUAUCAGCCCUGCGGUGGGUGCGAUACCACACUACCCUCUUAGACAUGCCUAACAUAACUGUCAAAAGGUGUAUAACACUGAACCCAGCUACACUCCUUCCUACGGAGGAGGAUGGAGAUCCACAUGACUGCACAGCAGUCUUAGCUGAAGUAUGUACACCGCGGGUUGAUCUCUUUGAAGAAGCCAUAAGUAACCCAGACCUAUGCCUCUAUGUGGAUGGGUCAGCAAGCAGGGAUGACACAGGGGUCAAUAGGGCAGCAUACGCUGUAGUAACAGAUCAUGAAAUACUUAAAACAGAAGUAUUACCAUCCUUCUAUUCAGCGCAGGCUACAGAACUAGUAGCACUGAUGGAAGCAUGCAAACUAGCUGCAGACAAAACUGUUAAUGUCUCUACUGAUUCCAGAUAUGCUUGGGGGGUAGUUCAUGACUUUGGAGCCAUAUGGAAACACAGGCAAUUCCUGAUGAGCUCAAGUAAAUAUAUUAAACAUCACCAUCUUGUAAAUACACUGCUAGAAGCCAUUUUGCUGCCAAAAACAAUUGUUAAGUGUGCAGCUCACAAGGCCACAGAAGAGCAAAUCAGCAAUGGGAAUAAUUUCGCAGACAGAGUAGCAAAGGCAACUGCAACUAAAACCACUGUGCAAGCAGUACAGGAAACAGCUACUACCCUGCAGGCCACAUUAUGGGAGAUUCAGUCAGGGGCUACCGCACCCGAACCAUUUCAACAUUGGCAGGUUGAUUUUGUUGAAUUAACCCAAGCAGCAGGUAAGAAGUAUAUGCUGGUGUGCAUGUGUAUGUUUAGCAAGCGGGUAGAAGCACAAACGGUAGCUAAAAUGUUCCUAAGGGAAAUCAUUCCUAGGUGGGGCCUACCAAAGCGUAUCUCAAGUGACAACGGCACACCAUUCGUACAUCAAGGGCUCAUAGAAUUAACCAAAUAUCUAGGUAUUGAUAUGAAGAAGCACUGCAGUUACCAGCCCGCUAGCGCAGGGGUGGUAGUGCGGGCUAACGGCAUUUUGAAAGCGGGAUUAGCAAAAAUGUGUCAACAGACAGGACAUAACUGGGCACAGUGGUUACCAUUAGUCCUGUGGCAAAUGUGAACUAGACCCCAAAAGCGCACAAUGCUUAGUGCCUUUGAGACGGUAUUUGGCAGACCACCCAAUAUGGGUGUAGGGCCUCCACUGACAGAUAAUGCACUCCUAACUGAUUCUAUAGUACAGUAUUGCAUGUCAUUGCACCAUGCUCUGUCAGUUGUAUCCAAACGGGUGCAAGCUCUCCUGCCAAGCCCUGCAGACAAGCACCUUCAUGAUAUCGCUCCAGGCGACUGGGUGUUGGUGAAAGACCUCAGACGAAAGAAGUGGAACCAAACACGGUGGACAGGACCACACUAAGUCCUGUUAACAACCCACACUGCUGUCAAAAUAGAAGGACGAGGAACCUGGAUACAUCACACACACUGUAAGAAGGCUCCCACACCAGCCCCAACUCCAAGCAGCAGCACCCCAACAGACUAGAUCGGAACUGUGUUGAGUAGGGUGUUGAAGGCAAGGCCUACCAUUUCGACACUUGGAACCAUCAAGAAAUCUAUAAGAUGGGUGUGUCGGUGCUUGUGAUACUUGGGGUCUGGCAUAGUGUCCACUUGAGUACAUCCGAACGUAUAACCUGGGAUACCACUUCCUCCGGUUAUUGGACCAGGAUAAACAACGGCUAUUUUAGCACCUCUAACAAGGAACAAAUCCCAUGGUAUCAAGCCUUCAAUAAGCCAGUGCAGCAGACAAUUACAGGUCACCUAAGAGAAAACACCACAAAGCAGUGUCAAAUCAUUAGGGUUCCGUCUGCUUCUUAUGAUUAUUCUGCAAACAGAAAAUAUGUAUGGGACAUCAGAACUGAUAGCGAAGUUAAACAAUCAGUCAAUCUUACUACUGCCAAUGCGCCCGGGGAUGGAAAUGCCAUUCAGGUAACGUUACGAGGAAACUGGAAUAUGGCUAAUCCCAAUGGUAGCUAUCUGUGCUGUAUAGAAAGGGUGGGGGCUGACAUUUGUGCACCACUGACACAGAUAGCACUGCCACGUAGAGAAAAUCACACACAGCUAACACAGGCAGAACAUAGACUGCAUAUUACUAUGGACAAAGAAUCCUAUGACUUAUUCAAAGAAUUGUUACCAUUUCAGGGCCCCAACACCACUGAGGCAGAACGAUUAGCAGCUAAAUGCCAACACAAUACAGCGUGUAUGCCAGCCUUUGUGCAUGCCCAACAUAUCGAGCAAGAGUGCCUGGUGUGCCAGCACACCGGUGUUCCAUGGACUGUAAUCCCUCUGAAAAACGCAGUGAAUAUGACAAUCUCUAGGUGCCAGGUUAUUAACUAGACCUCAAACUGUUCCAAUCCCACUAACCCUGCACCACCAAAAAUUAUGCUGCAUGUGGCAGCUAGAAAGGGUGAGAAACGUGUAUGCCAGAUGAAGCAGCAGGUGCUGGUAGGUUGGUCCAGAUGCAUCAACUAUGUGCAGGUGCACAGCAAUGGCAAAUGCAGUGACUCUAAUAGCAGUUCCCUGUGGAAUUGCUCCAUGUCAACCCUGCAGGGGUAUCGGAAUGUAAUGUGGGUCUGUGGUUCGGUGGCCUAUGGUGAAUUGCCACAGAAUUGGACUUAUUGUUGUUAUCCAGCUAUAGUGCGCCCAAGGAUGCAGGUGUUUACACUUCCCUAUGCCAAGCAGCACAGGGCGAAGAGAGACAUAUCCAGCACAGACUAUCAUGGUAGAAUCCUGAGGGACCCAUGGACUACUCCGGGGCAAACUUUUGGCUGAACUUUGGUUCCAGGACUGAGGACCGUAGCAGCCUUUCAAAAGAUCAAUGGGUUAGCUUAUCAGUUACUGCAAGUAGUUAAUGACACCUCAGCAGCUAUAGGGCACCUUUAAGGCACUUAAAGCUAGAAAAACAAGCGAUAAGGGCAGCAGUGCUUCAACAUACAAUGGUAUUAGAUCUCCUAACCAUGAAGGAAGGAGGGGUGUGUAAAAUGAUUAACACUUCCUGCUGUUUUUACAUUCCAGAUCUCAGCGCUAAUAUUACUGAUAUGAAUCAUAUGCGAUCUGCCAUCACUCCGCCGCCUACAGUUCCAGGUGGAUUCUGGGACUGGCUGAUGGCCUGGUUGGGCAGUUGGGCAGCAAACCUAGCGGCUGUAGCGUUGCCCAUUCUGCUACCCAUUCUUCUUCUUCUUCUUCUUCUUCUUCUUCUUCUUCUUCUUCUUCUUCUGUGUUUACCUCCUUUUUUGUCACUGUGUGUCAGACGUCUUUCUAGUGUGUUCACCACGCCAGCUCUCAGCAGUCAUGCCAAUGACCAACCCCAUGUCUGUGAAGACAUUCCGCUCCCCAAGACGGGCGGUGCUGGUGACCCACAUGAAGACAUCGUAGUGUUAUUUGCUGAAUGAAUGUGUGAUAUAGAAUCAAAGGGAGAGAUGUUGUGGAAAUUUACUUUGCUUUCUGUUACUUUGCUUUCUGUUUCUAUAGUCACAGCAUAACAGUCUGCAGAUAAGCGCAUGAGUCAGGGACACCAGCUGCCCACAUACUGUUCUAACCAUAGAGAUAGAAGAAGCCUUCAGCGCUCAGGCUAACCAAAACAUGAAUUAGCAGAUACUCUGUAGGAGUCGUUUUUCUUUUUUUCUUUUUCUUCUGUUCUGUGUAUUAGGGGAGGGGGACCGUACUGCGGGUCAGUUCUCUUACUCUGUUAUACAGGGGACAGAACUCAAUAAACUUUGCAUUUUUACUA